Messenger RNA from Homarus americanus (American lobster), 979 nucleotides. RefSeq lists its product as uncharacterized. The annotation marks the transcript as partial. The transcript is spliced from 4 exons. The record is from RefSeq and is a predicted model, not a curated record. NCBI's taxonomy places the organism in Eukaryota, Metazoa, Arthropoda, Malacostraca, Decapoda, Nephropidae.
AUGUCAGGAGCAAACUGUGAAAGUUUCAAAACAGCUCUCAACACCGACGAAACAUUAACUCUCCACAACAAAAACACCAACGAGAUCGAUACUGCCUUAGAAACCUGGUAUUCGAAAAUCACAAUAGCCAUGAAAAAUAACAUCCCAAAAACAACAUACCGCACACUACCACAUGCACAACUAACACACGAAGAAAAAAUCAUCCAAACCAGGUUCACCAACCUACAUGAAUUUAUAAAAACAUAUGGCUGGAGCCCACACAUCACUGCAUUAUAUAGAAACCUUAAAGAAGAACUACUGGAGAGAUGCAAAGUAAAACACGACGAGAAAUGGAACCAGCUAAUAGCCAACAUACAGGCAGACUACAGAAACCCAAAAGCCUUUUGGACUAAAAUAAAAAAUCUCAUGGGAACCAACUCAGAGGAGAGCAGCUACCUUAUAGACAACAAUGGCAAGAAGAUUACAGAACCUAAACUCAAGGAACCAAUAUUCAGAACAUUCUGGAGCAGCAUCUACCAAAUCACGGAUCAGGACAACCGAAACUUCUGCAGAGAAACAGAACACGUGGUUGAAACACACUUGAACCAAAACACAGACAAAUGGCAACAAUCCAGGACAAUCAACCUCAACACGAAAAACCGAGGCACCAACACUGCAAUAGCCCUAAUAUAUGAAGCCAUCGCAAAUGCAGCCACCAACAGAAAUCAAUGUAACAUAGUUCUCAGAGAUGUCAGCAAAGCCUUCGACAAAGUAUGGCAUGAAGGGCUCAAAUACAAGAUCAUUCAACUCAACAUGCCACCCAACAUCACGGCUCUCCUCUGCAAUUUCCUUGACAACAGACAAGGCAAACUCAUCAUCGACAACUAUACAGAUCCACUAGAACAAAUCGUCUGUGACUUCUUGAACGAUUGCACGGCACAAUUACAAAUCGGCAGCUAUAUAAGACCACCCAUAGAACUGGAAAGUGGAGUACCCCAAG